This is a messenger RNA of Pantherophis guttatus, 3843 nucleotides long. Lineage: Eukaryota; Metazoa; Chordata; Lepidosauria; Squamata; Colubridae. The record is from RefSeq and is a predicted model, not a curated record.
AUGAUGUCUGCAAUCACACCGCCCGCUCCAUUCAACCCAACCGGGGAAGAUUGGGAAGCUUACAUGGAGCGAUUCUAUAUGUUCAUGGAGGCGAACGAUCUGCUGAGCUUAUCAGAGCAGAGGAAGAGGGCCCUUUUCCUCACCCAUUGCGGCCCGGCAGUGUUUAAAAUGGCAAAAACGCUUGCCGCCCCAGCCGAUCUGAAGACCAUGACCUGGACAACGUUGCAAGAAAUACUCAAGGCACACUACGCACCACAAGCAUCAUCCCUGGUAAGAAGGCAUGAGUUUUAUCGGAGGGACCAAAGAGAGGGAGAGACAAUCAGUGCGUUCGUGGCGACCUUGCGGGAAAUAGCUGCCGCAUGCGAUUUCCUGAAUCUAGAAGAGGCCAUGAGGGACCGUCUAGUACUGGGACUGAGGGACCUCACAUUACAGAGUAGGUUGCUGGCCCGGCCUCAAAUUACAUUCAAGGAGGCCUUGGAAGAAGCAUCCGCAACCGAAGCUUCCCAGAAAUCGGCGGCGGCUAUGAAGCAAAUGAAAAGCGGGCCGCCCGUAAAGGAGGAGGCGGCCGUGCACUAUGAAAGAGUGGAAUCGGGUUCGGAGGAAGAGGACGAGGAGGAUGAAGUCCAUCACCUCCGAGCCGAUCGCAAGGAGAGACAACAGGGGAAGAGAGAGGCCUGGUGCUCGGGAUGCGAAGGGAACCACCCGAGAGCCGAAUGCAGAUUCCGGGACGCUAUCUGCCAAAGAUGCGAAAAGAAAGGGCACAUAGCGAGGGUCUGCAGGGCAUCCCAGCCAGCCUCAAGGAGGACCAGACCCCCCCGAUCACCAACAAACAACAGAAAAUUCCAGACAAGUGGGAAGAGACAACCGUUUGGGCGAGGACAAAGAAACGAUGACCAUCAGGCGGAUCGAGGCGAGACCCAUCAAACCAUCGUGAUCGGCCAUGCCAGCGCGGGAAAGGCAAAUAAGAUGGCGGCAACAGUCUUGAUCGAGGGGAGACCCUGCAGAAUGGAGGUGGACUCGGGAUCCAGCCUAUCGAUGGUAUCCUGGACAACAAUCAAGAAGCUCCUGCCACACAUCACAGCCCGCGACCUCAAACAACAGCGCCUCACCCUCAUCGACUACCAAGGGAACCGAAUUCCUGUGGUAGGCAUUGGCAAGUUCAACGUAGCCUACAAGACAUUCAAAGCCACGCUACCCCUCACGAUUGUGGACAGAGACCGGCCCAGCCUGCUGGGCAUGGAGUGGUUCGAGCCAUUGGGGCUAGCCAUCACCGGCGUCGAUCACAUCAGAAACGACACCUGGGAGGAGGACCUGAUGAGGGAGUUCGCAGAGGUCUUUAACAAUGAGCUAGGCAAGUACAAAGGGUCCCCAAUCUCAUUCAAUUUAGACCCCCAGGUAGCCCCAAUCCGAAUCAAACCCCGGAGAGUCCCUUUUGCGCUACGGCCAAAAAUAGACGAACAAUUAGAUAAACUGGUCGUGCAGGGAGUGUUAGAGCCAAUAGACCACGCGAGAUGGGAAACCCCCAUCGUGACACCGAUUAAACCGGACGGGGGAAGAAUCUUCGCAAAAUUGGAUUUAGCACAAGCAUACCAGCAGCUGCCCGUAGAUGAAGCCACCGUGGAAGCACAAACCAUCGUUACACACAGGGGCGCAUUCAAAUGUAAGAGACUGCAAUUUGGGUUCCUGGGAUACUUGAUAGAUGAGUCGGGAAUUAGACCCACCCCCGGGAAGCUGAGAGCGAUCAAGGAAGCACCCCCCCAAAAAAAUAAAACCGAACUGCAGGCAUUUUUGGGGUUGCUUAACUUUUAUAAUAUCUUCCUACCGCAGAAAGCUACCACUGCUGAACCACUCCACCGGCUACUGGACAGGAAGGCAGAAUGGAAAUGGGGGGAGCGAGAGAGGAAAGCGUUCGAAGACAUAAAGAACCUUUUAACGUCAGACAGAGUUUUAGUGCAAUACAGUGGGACAUUACCCAUAAGACUAACUUGCGAUGCAUCCCCCUUCGGCAUCGGAGCUGUAUUGAGCCACAAGAUGCCUAACGGAACAGAGGCCCCCAUUGCAUUUUUCUCCCGGACUUUGUCAAAACCCGAACGGAACUAUAGCCAAUUGGACAAAGAGGUGUUAGCCGCAGUAGCCAGAAUAAAAAGGUUCCAUGAGUAUCUCUACGGUCGGAGUUUUGAACUAAUAACCGACCACAAGCCAUUGUUAGGCAUCAUAGCAGGGGACAAACCAACACCCCCCGUUUUGUCACCCAGAAUGCUAAGAUGGGUGGAGUUUCUGGCGGCCUACAAGUACACACUGCUCCACCACCCGGGAAAAUCAAUCGACCAUGCAGACGCCCUCAGCAGGUGCCCACUUCCAGAAACGGGGGAGGAUCCAGCGCCAGCGAUGACCACCCUGCUAAUCGAGACGAUGGAGGAAGCCCGAAUUUCUGCAGCUGACAUCGCGAGGGCCACCUCAAAGGACAAAAUACUGGCGCGAAUUUUAAAUUGGAUCUGGAAGGGGUGGCCGGAGGAAAAAGACAUAAGCACAGAGUUCCUGCCAUACAAACGGAGGCAAAAUGAACUGUCAGGACUAAGGGGGUGCGUGUUGUGGGGGGAUAGAGUCAUUGUUCCAAACACACUAAGACAACAGACACUCAGAUUACUCCACGACGGGCACCCGGGGAUCGUGAGGAUGAAAGCCCUGGCCAGAAGCUACGUGUGGUGGCCCGGGAUGGACAAGGAAAUCGAGACGUGGGUGUCCUCCUGCGCAAACUGCCAAGAGUCGAGGGCAGCACCAAACUCAGCCCCCGUCCACGACUGGGAAAACCCGGGAACACCAUGGGCCAGAUUGCACAUCGACUUCGCAGGGCCGUGCAAAGGGAAUACGUUCCUAGUCAUCGUGGACGCAUAUUCAAAGUGGCUCGAAGUAGUGCUCAUGUCGACGACCACAGCAGACGCAGUGAUUAAAGUAUUGAGACGCCUAUUCGCCACACAUGGGAUUCCCGACCUCAUAGUCUCCGACAACGGGCCGCCGUUCACAUCAAACACCUUCGAGAUGUUCCUCGCUGACCAAGGAAUAAGGCACGCCUUAUCGGCCCCCAAAAAACCUUUGAUGAACGGUUUGGCGGAACGGAUGGUGAGAUCUACAAGGGAGACGCUUAUGAGAUUAGGCCCAGGGGACAUUCAGGCCAAAUUAGAUAAACUAUUAGCCAUCCAGCACAUUACACCAAGCGCCACGACCCACCGAAGCCCAGCAGAAUUAUUAAUGGGCCGUAAGCUGAGAUCCCCUCUGGACAGACUGCACCCGCAGUACAGCACAGAGAAGCCAACCAACUCCACGAGCAGAAUCCGAGAGUUCCAGCCAGGGGACAGAGUCUACGCAAAAAACCUGAGCGGAAACCCACUCUGGGUACCAGCAACAAUAACCCAGGUGACGGGGCCCCUGUCCUACCGGGUCCAGACAACAGACGGCCAGCACUGGAAAAGGCACAUCGACCAGCUCAGGGGAAGAUUAACGAGAGUCGAGAGGGAAACCCAGCACAACAACCAGGGGGAAGGAAAAGACACGCAAGUGGUACCAGAGUGGGCCAAUACACAAACGCCAGUUCUGGACACGCCUAACACCAGCCCGGAAGAAGAUAACAGCGAGCACGUACCUGAGUCCACGGAGGAGGCGACAGGCGCCGAAAGGAGCCGGCGGAGACAGCCAAGUAAAGUGGGAGAAGGAGGCGAAUCCACGCCGGAGACCGAGUUCGAGAGAGUUCCGGAGCCCACACAGAGGAAGCAGUGGACCUCAACCUCUCAACCCGAAGGCACCGGAACGACUGAACUGCGCAGGUCCGGUCGAACCUCCAAGUGA